This is a messenger RNA of Electrophorus electricus (electric eel), 1527 nucleotides long. RefSeq names its product LIM domain binding 3b (gene ldb3b). Gene Ontology annotation, cellular component: stress fiber; Z disc; adherens junction. Gene Ontology annotation, biological process: muscle structure development; actin cytoskeleton organization; heart development. Gene Ontology annotation, molecular function: actin binding; muscle alpha-actinin binding. The record is from RefSeq and is a predicted model, not a curated record. NCBI's taxonomy places the organism in Eukaryota, Metazoa, Chordata, Actinopteri, Gymnotiformes, Gymnotidae.
GGCUCCUUGGCGCCUGCCCGUACCCGGGUGUUCGUCCAGACUGCAGGGUGAACAGCGAAAACAAAAGAAAGGAGUUACUUGUCCCAAGACGAGGCUUUUCAUCUGAACUGUCCACAAAAUGAGCAAUUACACAGUAACUCUGUCUGGACCUGCACCAUGGGGCUUCAGACUGCAGGGAGGCAAAGACUUCAACAUGCCUCUGACAAUCUCCAGGAUCACACCAGGCAGCAAGGCAGCCAAUGGAAACCUGACCCAAGGUGACAUCAUCUUGACUAUCGAUGGGGUCAGCACUGAGGGCAUGACCCACCUGGAGGCCCAGAACAAGAUCAAACUAGCAACUACUAAACUGAGCCUGUCCAUGCAAAAGUCAAGACGCCCAGCCCCUGUGCCUACAGCUACGCCAAGAAUGGACUCACCCAUGCCAGUUAUUCCUCACCAGAAGAAAACUGUGAAAGAAGAGGAAGAUGAAUCUCCCUUUGGCAUCCAGCUGGCUGAAAUAACCUCCAGGAAAUCAAUUACUCAUGAAGAACCUUCUGGAAAACCUGAAGAACAAUUAGAGGUUGCACCUUCUCCCCAACCACCUAUCAGCUCUGAGAUCUUGCUUUCUCCCAAACCAUCUAUCAGCUCACCUGCCAAAACAUCUGCUCCAGCAUAUGUUUCCUUUGGGCAUGCAGUAAAAUUCAGUCCCAGCCAGAGGGGACAGUAUAACUCUCCUAUAGGCUUGUAUUCUUCAGAGACUCUGAGAGAGAUCGCCUUGCAGCAUGGUGGCUUAGACAGCAUGUCAUUACUGGGGUCCCUCCCCGUCAAAGAUCCACUGGUGGACAGUGCCUCUCCAGUCUACCAAGCUGUGAUUAAGACGGAGGACAAGGAGAACGAGCUUUCUGAGUGGGCUCGCCGUGCAGCCAACCUGCAGUCCAAGUCCUUCCGGAUCCUUGCACACAUCACAGGGACUGAGUACAUGCAAGAUCCAGAUGAGGAAGCUCUUAGGAAAUCAAGGGAGAGGUUCGAAUCAGAGGCAAAAGGCCCACGAUUUGCCAAAUUGAAAAACUGGCACCAUGGCCUAUCUGCACAGAUCUUGAAUGUCCAGGAGUAAGUACAAGACAAGGCUGAUGGACAAGGGUUCCAAGGCAAGAGUCAACCAAGAAAAGAAGGUGACAGAAAGGAGGUAUUGAAGGGAGUAAUGUAGUGGCUGCUUUGGGAAAUAAAGCAAUAGAUUAGUCUGUAAGAGAAUACAGAGAGCUCUCCUUAGUGUUCCAUGUUCAGGUGUCACUAUGUCUCAUCUAUCCUUCCACCAGUAAGAUCUUUUCUUUUCUUUUUUCUUUUCCUUUCUUAUCCUUUCCUUUCUGUUCCUUUUAGCUAUAUAUCCUAAAUUAAAAUUAAUUGUUGAUGUACAAAGGCAAAAUCUUAGAUAAACUUAAACAUGUAUACUACGCAUUGCACCGCAAUAUCUCAUGCAAACAUAUAUUAAGCAACUGUACUGUUACUAAUGUGAAUAAAACAUUAUUUCUUUUAUCCAAAUCAACAAUA